GAGGAAUGGCUCUAGAAGGUGAUAAAAAGAAAGUAAAUGGUUGUCAUAUAGCUGUUGGUGCUCCGGGAAGAAUUAGACAUUUAAUUGAGAAAGGACUGCUAAUAGUUGAAAAUGUUAGAUUAUUUAUUCUAGAUGAAGCUGACAAAUUAAUGGAAAGCAAUUUUCAGAAGGACAUUAACUUUAUUUUUUCAAAAUUACCAUUGAGUAAACAAGUAAUAGCAUCGAGCGCAACUUACCCUGGUGAUCUUGAAACCUUUUUAUCAACAUAUAUGUGUUCUCCAGUUUUAACAUCUCCAGAUAAUGAUGGUCCGAUACUUAUUGGAUUAAAACAAUUUGUAGCUAUCGUUCCCUUUCAUCCAAAUGCAAUGAAACAGGUUUGAUUUGUUUGUGAUAUUUCAUUAACUCCUUGCCAUACUUUAACGAUUCAGAUUUGUGGUGAAGAUUUCU
Messenger RNA from Megalopta genalis, 447 nucleotides. Lineage: Eukaryota; Metazoa; Arthropoda; Insecta; Hymenoptera; Halictidae. The record is from RefSeq and is a predicted model, not a curated record.